AUGUGGCUCGACCGCAUCUCCGGCCAUUCCACCCCCUCCGCCCCCCAGCCCGACAGUCGCAGUAACUCGCCGCUGCCACGACGCUCCUCCUCCCGCCUCUCUCCCUAUGCGCAACCCGCCCGCCCGACCUCCUCCAACCGACAAGGCUCCUCCCUCUCCGUCCUCGUGACCCCCAGUGACUCCAAUGUGUCGCUGCCAGCCACCGUGCGCGCCGAUGGGUCGGUGCUGAGACAGUCCGCUGCAAGGUCCCGUCCCUCCGACGUGGCCGAUCCGCUGCAGGUGUUGAGCGGCAUUAUUGGAAAGCAGAAGGAAAAUGCAGUGCAGACAGACAAACUCUCCCCGAUCUCCGUAUCGACGGACAAACCGUCGCAGCUAGUGGAGAACAUCGACUUCAACGGCCUGAGCCUCGAGGACUUCGCCGCCGCCGAAUCGGAGCCGCGACGGGCCGGCAGCGACGUCGGCGCGCAGACCAUUCGGCAAUUCGAACAAGAGCGAGACAAAUUCCAGGAUCUCCAUUCGGCCAUCACGGGAUGUGACGACGUGUCCAAAUCGGUGGAGUUGUAUCUGAGUGACUUCCAGACCGAACUCGGCGCCGUCUCGGCGGAGAUCGAGACCCUGCAGACCCGCUCCGUGCAGCUGAACGCCAUGCUGGAGAAUCGGCGCAACGUGGAGCAGCUGCUGGGGCCGGCGGUGGAGGAAAUUAGCAUUUCGCCGCGGACGGUUCGGGUGAUUGCGGAAGGUCCCAUUGAUGAUAGCUGGGUAAAGGCCUUGAACGAGAUCGAGACGCGAACGGCGAGCAUCGAGGCUCGGGUUUCCAGCUCGACUACCACUGCAUCUAUUGACGAUGUCCGUCCGCUUCUGGAGGACAUCAAGAAGAAGGCGGUGGAGAGGAUCCGUGAUUACUUGGUCUCGCAGAUCCGAGCGCUGCGGUCGCCGAAUAUCAACGCCCAGAUCAUCCAGCAGCAGCGGCUCGUCCGGUUUAAGGACCUGUACAGCUACAUGUCGAGAGCGCACCCGACGCUGACGGGCGAAAUCACCCAGGCCUACGUCAACACCAUGCGAUGGUACUAUCUGUCACAUUUCACGCGCUACCUGCAGGCCCUGGAGAAGAUCAAAGUGUAUCCCAGUGAUCGGAACGAGGUCCUGGGCGGAGAUGCGACGCAAAAAGCAGGCAACAUGGUCACCGGCAGCCGGGCUGGCGCGGCGGCGCACGAUCCGUUCUCGCUGGGACGAAGGAUCGACAUUCUUCGCACCGGCAACCAAAUGGCCAUGUCGUCGUACCUGGCGGAGGAGGACAAUUCCUUCCACGGCAUCGAAGUGCCGUUCCGGAAUUUCAACCUGGCGCUGGUGGACAACGUGUCCGCCGAGUACUCGUUCAUGACGGAGAUGUUCUCGUCCCUGUCGUUCCACCAGAUCUCGCGCAAGGCCGUGGAGAUCUUCGAACCGGUCUUCGCUCUGGGACAGACGCUGACGAAGCAGCUCAUCGACAACACGACCGACUCGCUCGGCGUCCUGAUCUGCGUGCGGCUGAACCAGCACGCCGCCUUCGAGCUGCAACGCCGCAAGGUGCCCGUGGCCGACGCCUACGUCAACGGCACGAACAUGCGCCUGUGGCCGCGGUUCCAGGUGAUCAUGGACAUCCAGUGCGAGUCGCUGCGCCGGGUCGGAUCGAACACGGGACGCAGCGCGGUGUCGGCGCUGUCCCUGGCGGGCGGCGACGAUCUGAACCAGUCGGCGGCGCCGCAUUUCCUGACGCAGCGGUUCGGGCAACUGCUGCACGGCAUCCUCGUCCUCAGCAGCGAGGCCGGCGACGACGAGCCGGUGGCCAACAGUCUGGCGCGACUGCGCGGCGAGUUCGACGCGCUGCUGGCCAAGCUGAGUCGCAUCGGCGGCGAUGCCAAACGACGCGAACGGUUCCUCUUCAACAACUACUCCUUGAUUUUGACCAUUAUUAGUGAUACCCAAGGCAAAUUAGCGACUGAACAGCGACAGCAUCUGGAGGAGAUGCUGAAGAGCUCCCUUCGCCGGGCGCGACAGUUCCAAGCGCGCUCGUUCUCGAGCUCCCGCGCCGCUCGGGCCGACGUGACCCAUGCGGUCAUCGGUGCCGGUGUCGUCGGACUUGCUGUCGCCAGGCAGUUGGCGGCCAAGGGAGGCUCGACCAUCUUGUUGGAGAGGAACGAUGGACCGGGCAUGGAGACGAGUAGUCGCAAUUCAGAGGUCAUCCACGCCGGUCUCUACUACGGCACGGACACGCUCAAAACCAACCUCUGCAUCCGCGGGAAACAAAUGCUCUACGAGCUCUGCGCAGAGAAGGGCAUCCCGCACCGCAACACGAAGAAGUGGAUUGUCGCGCAGACGCCCGAGCAAUGGGCCGCCACGCUCAAGGUGCACGAGCACGCGCAGAACAUCGGCGUGCCGACGCGCAUCCUCACGACCGAGGAGGCCUCGCGACGGGAGCCGGCCGUGCAGGCGCGCGCAGGCAUCGUGGAGAGCCCGACGACGGGCAUCGUCGACAGCCACUCGCUGAUGGUGUACCUGCAGGGGGCGUUCGAGGAGAAGGGCGGCGACUGCGCGUUCCGCACGAACGUCACGGCGCUGGAGAAGUUACCUGACGGCCAGGGGUUCCGGAUCACGGCGCGCGACGCUGACGGCGAGGAGACCAGCAUCACGGCGGAGACGGUCAUCAACAGCGCCGGCAACUACGCCUGCAUGAUCAACAACAUGCUGCUGCCGGCGGAGCGCCACCGCACGCCGUACUACGCCAAGGGCACGUACUUCUCCUACGGCGCCUCCAGGCCCACCACCAGCGUGUUGGUGUACCCGGCGACGCUGCCGGGCCACGGCGGCCUCGGCACGCAUCUGACGCUGGACAUGGGCGGGCGCAUCCGAUUCGGCCCGGACGUGGAAUGGGUGGACGACGCCAACGACCUGAAGCCCAGCGCGGCGCGCCUGCAGCAGGCGCUGGCCGAGAUCCGGGCGUAUCUGCCCGCCGUCGAUCCGGAGGCGAUCAGUCUGGACUACUGUGGGAUUCGACCGAAGCUGGGCCGUGGCGGGGCCGUGAACACGGGCAAAGGGUUCCAGGACUUUGUGAUCCAGAAGGAGGACGGAUUCCCGGGGUUUGUGAAUCUGUUGGGCAUCGAGAGUCCCGGGUUGACGAGUUCAUUGGCGAUUGCGGAGCGAGUGGAGGGAUUGCUGUACGGUUGAGCCUGUCAUGUUUCCCAUACCCAGGCCAUGGCGAAAAGCCACUGGCCCGUACAUAUUAGACUCUCGCCCAUAUGAUUGUGUGUUCGCAGACAAAGAGCUGAUGUGUCGUCGAGCAAAGUCCAGACAGCCAGACCCACGUAGAG
Aspergillus steynii IBT 23096 is the source of this 3347-nucleotide messenger RNA. RefSeq names its product Vps52-domain-containing protein. Lineage: Eukaryota; Fungi; Ascomycota; Eurotiomycetes; Eurotiales; Aspergillaceae. The record is from RefSeq and is a predicted model, not a curated record. The transcript is spliced from 6 exons. Gene Ontology annotation, biological process: endocytic recycling; retrograde transport, endosome to Golgi; Golgi to vacuole transport. Gene Ontology annotation, molecular function: syntaxin binding; oxidoreductase activity. Bases 1 to 3204 code for a protein of 1067 amino acids. Gene Ontology annotation, cellular component: GARP complex.